UUUUUUCCUCAACUUUGGCAGGGAAAGUGAGCCCUUUUACUCACCUCAACUCCCUGGCAUUCCUAGCUCCUUUUCGGAAUUUCUCCUUCAGGCGCACUUUUUAAGAUUUCCAGUUUCCUCUUCAGGCGACCUUUUCGACUUGCAAAAAACAAGUGACUUGUCUUUUCCCCUGCCGCUCAAUGCCGCCGAAAGCUGCGUCGGUGCCGCGGUGGCGCCGCAAAACCAUAAUGACCGCCAGAAAAUCCAUUCCUAAAGUAACCAAAUCCACCGGUUCCCCCACUCCCUCACCAUCCACCACCACCGCCGAUGCCGCUGACGUCAUCACCACUCUCUCCGAUGAAUUGUCUCCCAACUCUACCAAUUCUAAAGGCAUCAGUGAGCAAUCCCUGAUCUCCCAAGUUCCUGAAACAACAAACACGGUUAUGAAUAUUGGGGAAACCACCGCGGAAACCUUGUUGAGCUCGCCGGAGGAUAAGAAACUGGAAAUUGAAGCUGCUGGAGAGCAGAAAGUAGGAGUUGGUAAGAAAAAAGUGGUGAAAAAGACUGUAAGGAUUGUCAAGAAGAUUGUUAAGAAAAAAGUCCCCAAAUCGAAGAACAAGGAAUCAGUCAAAGGUGGGGAAAAUAGUGACAGAGAAACUGUUUCGGAUUCAUUGGUCACCUCUUCAGGCAUUAUUGAAUCAGAAACUGAAAUUUUAGAGCCUACUACUGUUGCUACAGUUGGUGAGGUUGGCGACCCAAAAAAAGGCGAUCAUUAUCCAGUAGAAGUUGAGAAAGGUACUAUCGUUGCGGCUGAAGAUAUCUUAGGAAACGAUGGAAUGAAGGAUUGUGAGGUUAGUGUAUCUAAACAUGAAUUAGAGCUUCCCAUUUCGGAUGCAAAGGGUAAUAUAGGUUCUCUUGAGACAGGAAACGUAGUUCUUCAUUCAGAAAAAGGUAACCUUCGUCCAGUUAAAAAGAUUGUCAAGAAGAUUGUAAAGAAGAAAGUCCCCAAACUUAAAUCUACUGUUAGUCCUCCAGAAACUGAAAAUCUGGAGUCUUGUAAGGCUGUAUCAGCUAAUGGCGAGCUGUCAAUGAAAUACAAUCCACAUCCUAUGGAAGUUGAGAAAGCUACUAAUGUGAGUGCAACCCAAAAUACAUUAGAGCCUCUAGUUUUGGAAUUUAAAGAAACUACUUUUGUCGAGACUGCUGAUACAGUUUCUCAAGCUGCACUUCUUGAUUCAGAAGCAGGUAAUCUUAAUGUUUCUACUAGUGACAAUUUGGACUCAUGUAAGGAUCAAAAUUUGGUAGAAAACAGUCAGAGCAGGGAUGAAACAAUGGAAGCUGCAGAUACUAGUCUGAGGUUGAACCAAGGAAUAGUAUUGAGUGGGGAAUUGGAGGCAUUAGAGCGGAAGAAGAGGCGGAGGACAGAGAUUUUCAUUGGAGGAUUAGACAAGGAGACAAAGGAGGGUGAUAUUAGGAGAAUCUUUGAGGAGGUUGGUGAGGUUGUGGAUGUAAUAGUGGUGACAAAUCGUGAAACAGGGAAGAACAAGGGGUUUGCGUUCGUGCGGUUUGCUUCCGCGGCUGAUGCAAAGAAGGCUGUAGAAAGAUAUUCCAAAGUUGAGAUAUCUGGAAAGCAAUGUAGUGUAUCCCUUGUUGAGGGUAAUGACACAAUAUACCUAGGCAAUAUUGACAGGAAAUGGAAGACUGAAGACGUAAUUGAUCUACUGAAGAAGGCUGGAAUUGAAAAUAUCGAUAAGGUUACAGUUAUGGCUAAUCCUAAUAACAUUGAGCAGAAUCGAGGGUUUGCAUUUGUUGAACUUGAAACAAAUAAAGAAGCUAAGAUUGCUUUCAAUAAGCUCCAGAAGAAGGAUGUUUUUGGGAAAAACAUGAAUGUAAAAGUUGCAUGGGCGCAGCCUUUAGUUGAGCCAAAUGAAGAAGAAAUGCUAAAGGUUAAAUCAGUUUAUGCUGAAUAUUUACCUUCCACAUGGAAUGAAGAGAAAGUGCGGGACUACUUUGUCAAAUUUGGUGAAAUUGAGAGUGUUGUUCUUGCAAAAGAUCUUGCUUCCUCAAGAAGAAAAGAUUUUGCCUUCGUCAAUUAUAUAAGCCGUGAGUCUGCUCUAGCGUGCAUUGAGGCAUUCAGUCACGAACCAGUCAACGAAAGUGGAUCCAAGGUAAACUUGAAGGUAUCUCUUGCCAAACCCGUCCCUAAGAACAAGCAAACUAAACGUGCAACUGUUCCUACUAAAAGGGAACCUCGUGAGGUGAAGAUAAUACAGGACCCAUCUAUCUCGAAGAGGAAUGAACCCAACAAAAAGGUAAAUUACAUGAGAAGAUAUACUGAGGAUCAUAGAGUCAAUAGAGGAUCUUCUGCAACCAAUGAACUUCUGCACCUCUUGAGACAACAAGCGCCAGCUGGUCAGAUCCAUUCAGGCUCAGGCAUUGACCAUCGGUAUUUGUUAUCUCGAAGCAAGCGGCCACUUUCAGCUGUAGUAGAUAAUCCACAUCGUAUGGAUUCCGUUGGAGUUUCUCGAUUGCGGUUAGAAAGCUCUUUUCCAACUGCAAGCCAAAGUAUGUUAUCACAUAGCCGUGGACCCCUUGCUACACCAUCUUUUGCCUAUUAUCGCCAGCUAGGCAGUGGCCAGUCACCAGGUUCAGUUUAUGGAGUCGGAAGCUUUCCGAGUUCUUUUCAGUCUCAGGAGCGCGGUCCUUAUGGUGGACAUAGUAACAUAUAUCGUAGAUAUUGAAGGAGCGAUUUUGGAAAUGCGGCUGACCUGAAUGUUUCUAGCAAGACAUGUUAUACGCUGACAAAUUUGAAAUCCAAUUUGGGAGUUUUGAUAUGUAAAGCUAACACAUCGAUGAUCUUGUUAAAUUAUAUGCAAGCUCAUACUAAUGUUUUCUAGUUGAGUAAUGUUCAGGGGUUUUUGCCAUUUCAUAUGUGGCUAAGACCCUCCUUUCCCCCUCCCCUCGGCCCCUUCCUGUAGUCUGUGCAAAUUUUGGCCAUUUGUAUCUUCAGUAAGUAUUGACGGAGUUUGGUUGA
Nicotiana tabacum (common tobacco) is the source of this 3013-nucleotide messenger RNA. RefSeq lists its product as uncharacterized. The record is from RefSeq and is a predicted model, not a curated record. NCBI's taxonomy places the organism in Eukaryota, Viridiplantae, Streptophyta, Magnoliopsida, Solanales, Solanaceae. Gene Ontology annotation, molecular function: RNA binding.